CCUUGGCACCAUAUCAGCAUUCUGCACUGUUUCUUCCCCAUUUUAAUCACCCAUUUCUUAGUAUAUUUGAAUUGAGGUUUUAAACUAAGUUUUAAGAUGUUUUCCUCCCCAUUGCUUAUUCUCUCCCUCUUGGCUGUUUGGGGUUUGUUCGGUUCUGUUUCGGGUUCACCCGCCUUGGAGGAAGCGUACAGGGAUGUGGUCAGCGUGGUGUCUCCAGGACAGCGGGUUCUGACCGGGGACUCCCUCCGCUCCCUCUUUAAUACACUGGAGAACCGUGUGCAGUGCGGCGAGGUGUCGUGUGAAAAGUGUGUUCUAAUAGAUGCCGUUGACCAGCUGAUCAGCAAUAACUCCAUCCACUCCAAUCAUGGAGAGCACGGAAGUGGGGGAAGCAGAGAAAAUAUAACUAUUAGUGAAUCUCAGUUCACUGAUCUUGCUGCUGGCUGCAUCCUCUACCUUUCUUCUCCUGACCUGGUCUGCACAGCCAUCAGCCAGGGGCUGUGGAGGGAGGAGACCGAACACUACCUACACAAGAUCACACAAGAGGACCACACCAUGGAUAUUAAUGGAAUCCAGGCACGACUUCAAGAGCUUCAUGGGCACUAUAAGCCAGCAUACAGUGAGAGCUGUUUAAGAGCCAGUGACAUGAUAAAGGUCAACGCAUCAACAGAGGCUCAGAGACAGGAAGUGGGUGCCAUCUUGGGCCUCAUCCUGUAUCAUGCUCUGCAAGGUCACUGCUUCAUCAGCCAGUCUCUGCCUGAGGAGAGCUUCUUCCUGGACUACAUCAUGGGCCACCUGGGGUCAGAGAACUCCACUGUCGGUGGUUUGAAGACUCUUAUGAAGAGUCUAAACAUAAGCAAUUACACGGAGAUGGGCCAUGAACAUGGUGCAAAACACAAGAAGAGGAGCAGUCUUGGACAUCAAAAUGGAAGCACCACCUGGGAUCAGAGCUGUUUCUUGGCUGAAGAGCUGGUUCUGAUCUACGGUCUGAGAGACAACAGUUCUGCCUCCUCUGGCCUGGCUCGAUCUGAUGUGGCUCGACUCAGCCCUGCCCUCGUCCAACAAGUCCUGAGCGGAGCCUGCAUGACCACGACAGAACAACAGCAAUCAGAUGGACUCACCAAGGCUCAGAGAUACCUCUAUGCAACCCUGGCCAGGGUGUUGAUAAUAAUGACAUCUAUGUUUAGCAUUGUGUUGUUGCUGUGUACCUCGUGUACCAGUGCAUUCCAGUUGGUUAUCCAGUUUUUCAUCAGUCUGGCUGUAGGCUCACUGACAGGAGAUGCCUCACUGCACCUGCUACCUAUGUUUCUAGGUUUACACGCACAUGGCGUCAGCAACCAGAACACAACUCCAGACCACGUUUACAAGAUGUUAGUUCUGCUGGGAGGAAUCUACCUCUUCUACCUGGUGGAAACAGGCUUCUAUCUGAUCACAUUAAAAUUUAAUCAUCACCAUCAACAUGAUCACUCAGAACAACCGGAUCCUCACCACUGUGACCCUGGGGCAGUUUUAGAGAUGUAUCAACAGGAAAAGCAGCAAAAAGACAAGUCACAGUUGACAUCAAAAACAGACCUGGCUGGAGCUGAAGACACUGAUGAAUCACUUCCAGAGCCAAAAGAGUGCACUGGAGAACAGCAUCUACUGCCUUACAUGAUACUUAUCGGUGACGCAGUCCACAACUUUGCAGACGGCUUGGCAAUUGGUGCAGCUUUCUCCCUGUCAUGGAAAUCUGGUUUGGCGACAUCAGUGGCUGUGCUCUGCCAUGAACUACCACAUGAGCUGGGUGAUUUUGCCAUUUUGCUCAACAGUGGCAUGAGUGUCCGCAGGGCGUUGCUUUUAAGCUUUUGUAGUGCCAUGACCUCGUUCAUCAGCCUGUACAUCACUCUGUCUGUAGCCACUGACCUCGCUGCCACGCACUGGGUAGCUGCGGUUACUGCUGGACUCUUUCUGUAUGUGGGGCUGGCCGAUAUGAUGCCCACCAUGGUCCAUAUCAAUAACAAGAGACCCUGGCUGAUAUUUCUGCUGCAGAACGUCGGGCUCUUGACCGGGUGGGCUAUUAUGCUGGUGUUGUCACUUUACGGAGAAAGGAUCAGCUUUUAAUGCAUGGACUCUUGUGCUAACACAGUGGUCUGGUGGUGCAGAUUGUAGAAUCACUGACAAUAACAUGUAUGCAUGUUAAAUGUAAACAACCGUGAUGAGACUUCUUUGACAAAGUGAAAAUGUUGAGGAAUACAGACCACAGAAAGAUGCUCCUGGUUCCUAUUAACAAAAGGGCAAAUAAACUGUCAAAUGGGCCCAAAUCCAGUCAUAGACAGUCUUGAAAAGUGAUUCCCACUUUCUGCCUGAAGCACCAAAACCACUUGACCACAUGCGAUUAUUUCAUGAUGCUGUGAAUGUUGUUAAAUAAUUUUAUGCAGAAAAAGUGUACAGUGUACUGUAACUUAUUCAGUAUAUUUUAAUCAAUACAGGGAUUUGUCAUUUUAUUAAGUACACCUAUGGUGUUGAGAAAAUAUUAAAGACACAUUUCCACAUAAUGCAAUCCAGUACAAUUAACACCACAAACAGCUGAAAAUAACUCUUCUCUGAUAGUCUCAUCAAAAACUGAACAUUUAUAAAAGGUAGAAUUUAUUAAUAAUCCUCUGUAGUGGACUGCACUGGCUGCAGCAAAGAGUACCUAUUAUCUAUUCUAUCAUUUAAAAUACUGUAUAUAUUUCUACCACUGCUAAUGUCCCUUCAUCUACCAUUAAACCACAGUUAUUUCAUGGCACUAGAAGUGACACUGAAAACUGUAGGAAUGCUUCAAUAAAAAUGUUAAAUUUGCCCAAGACAAAGAAAAACAGUCCAUUAUACAGAUUAAACUAAAAAUCCCACAGCACAUGGAAGUAAAAGUAUAGUUUAGUAUUUCUGUGUUGCUUGAAAACAACUUUCAAAAUAUGUUUUGUAGCAAGACCUAUUUUUCUUCUGUCUAAGCAGCAAGCACGUUUUUACUUUAGAAUAAUUGAGACCUAAACUGUCUCCAUUCACACCCUUUCUUGUGUCUUGGAUGAAUAUAAAUGUGUGUUUCAAAGAUGCUACGGUACACUCUCUUAACGUCUGAAAUGCAUGUUAAACAUGGGCCCCUAUGAAAUACUGAAUGAAUGAGGGUGUUUGUGUUUUUCUCUCUUUCAACAGCCAUGUAUGUGAUGUUAGGGUGAUUUUUAUUUU
Molecule: messenger RNA, 3201 nt
Organism: Monopterus albus (swamp eel)
Lineage: Eukaryota; Metazoa; Chordata; Actinopteri; Synbranchiformes; Synbranchidae
Gene: slc39a4
Product: solute carrier family 39 member 4
Exons: 12
Coding region: 97-2097 (666 amino acids)
Biological process (GO): zinc ion import across plasma membrane; intracellular monoatomic cation homeostasis
Cellular component (GO): plasma membrane
Molecular function (GO): zinc ion transmembrane transporter activity; monoatomic cation:bicarbonate symporter activity
Source: RefSeq, a predicted model, not a curated record